Molecule: messenger RNA, 1920 nt
Organism: Penicillium cosmopolitanum
Lineage: Eukaryota; Fungi; Ascomycota; Eurotiomycetes; Eurotiales; Aspergillaceae
Exons: 2
Coding region: 1-1920 (639 amino acids)
Source: RefSeq, a predicted model, not a curated record
AUGCUGCCUACUGCCCGUCGAAUACGACUGUGGUUGAUGACCUUGUUCCGAUCUUUACAAGCCGGCAUCAUGGCUAUCCUCGAGUUUCCCCAGGCACGGCCCUGGGGCCAACACAACUACCAGCUUCUUGAGGGAGCUCGAGAUAAAUCAUACUACUACUAUUCUCGCACGACGAGGAGGACUAGGACCAUGGCUUUUUUGGUAGCUGUGAUUUUAUUCAUUUGGUUUAUCCCGUUCCUACCGACAAACUUCAACCACAUUGCCAAUGAGCGUUUGUGCGAUCAUCCCAUAUCCAUACUCGUAUCCGAUGCUGCGCAAGCAUUCAAUGAAACAUUGACGCGCCAGUCCAAGUCAUUGGAUGAGGCAGUCACGGAAUACCGUCGACGAUAUGGCAUGCCGCCGCCACCCCACUUCGAUAGAUGGUACGAGUUUGCGAAGCAGCGGAAGACAGUGUUGAUCGAUGAAUACGACACGAUAUACCAUUCUAUGUUGCCUUUUUGGGGGCUUUCCCCGAGUACAAUUCGUUCGCGUGUCAGGGAGGACCUGGGCUUCGAUAAUGUGGUGAUGGGUAUCUCUAUUCGCAAUGGCGAGCCUAUCCACCUGGGCAACGGCCAGGGAAAUUUCCAACGGGAUGCCGCAAUGAAGCAGCUCAACCAAUUCGCUCAAUGGUUGCCGGAUAUGGAUCUUGAGUUUAACGUCCACGAUGAGCCGCGGGUCGUUGUUCCUCAUGAGGCCUUACACAGACUGGUAAUGAAGGGCCAUGCAGCUCAGGCCAGUUUGAACGCCAACUCAUCAUUGUUGAAUGCUUUUUCCCACAGUAAAGCCGCUGCGCAACCUAUCCCUGAAGCCUUCACAAGCAGGUUUCUCAAUAUCGAACUGCAAGAAACAUGGCUUAAUUCCCGACUAUCGUGCCCACCCGACAGCCCUGCCAUGAGCCUCGAUGGCAAUGCGCCAGACAACACCAGUGCUUUCGCCAUCGAACCUUUAGGAUUUGUGUUCAAUCAAACCGCCUCUAGCGAUAUUUGCAACAAUCCCUCACUACGUCAUAGCCUUGGAAUCUUUGAGCGGCCCAAUGCCUUUAAGCUCACGAAUGAGUUAGCCCCAAUGUUCUCAAUGUCACGUCCAUCUUCGUUCCAAGAUAUAGCUGUCCCUUCGCCAUGGUACUACGAGGAGGUCGGAGGCUAUGAACCAGAACCAGAUAUCCCAUGGGAAUCAAGGAAAGGACAAAUUUACUGGCGAGGAACAUCUACUGGAGGCCACAGUCAUGGUGGAUCCUGGCGGAAUAUGCAGCGCCAACGAGUGAUUGCAUCGCUAGAACGCGAAUCGGGACACCACAUCUUGGAACGCAGAGAAGAGUCUACUUGCAGCAUCGGAGGUGACGAAGGAUGGAAAAUUCGCCAGGCAAAUAAAACAGAGCUCAGCGAAUACUUCAACGCCCAUUUCGUUGAUAUCGUCGAUUGUGAGGAGGACUGUUAUGACGAGGCAAUGUUCUUUGAUGUCGUGGACAGAGAAGAUCACAAUGAGGCGUGGAAUUAUCGCUACUUAUUGGAUAUGGAUGGUCAUGCUUACAGCGGGCGAUUCUAUGCCUUCAUGCGUAGCAAGAGCGUGCCGCUCAAGCUGACCUUUUUCCGAGAAUGGCAUGAGAACGUGCUCAUCCCAUGGGUCCACUAUGUGCCACUCAACAAGGAUGCUAACGAAAUCCCUGAGAUUGUGCGCUUUUUCGAGCAGGAUCCUGCUGGCCAGGAGAUUGCUCGAACGAUUGGCGAGGAAGGGCAGUCGUGGGCUGCCAAGACACUCCGAAAUGAUGACAUGGAUGUCUAUAUGUUCCGGCUUAUGUUAGAAUACGCCCGUGUGCAAGACGACCGACGAGAGAAUUUGGGCUUCAUUUCCCCAGAUCCAUUGACUGAGAACUUACCCUAA